Messenger RNA from Penicillium manginii, 1332 nucleotides. RefSeq lists its product as uncharacterized. The transcript has 4 exons. Gene Ontology annotation, molecular function: O-methyltransferase activity. The record is from RefSeq and is a predicted model, not a curated record. Bases 1 to 1332 code for a protein of 443 amino acids. Lineage: Eukaryota; Fungi; Ascomycota; Eurotiomycetes; Eurotiales; Aspergillaceae.
AUGGAUCCAAACUCUAAACCUGUUCGUGAGCUUGAGCUGCUGCGUGAUUUGGUUGUGUCAUCUAUUGAUGUCGUCAAGGCGACAAUCACUGAGCAUCAGGAUCCUCCGCUUACUCUUGAUGCAAUUGAGGAACAUCCAAUCUAUCAGAGAGAGGAUCAGGAUGUUUCCUACGCAUUGAAGACUAUUGGAUCUGCUGGACAGAUGCUACGUGCUCUCUGCGAGCCGCAUAUCUACCUCAACGACUUCACAUACGGAUACCAUGAUCAGACCUCUCUUCUCGUUGCCUGUCAAGCCAAUAUACCGAACCAUCUUGAAAAAGGGCCUCUUAGCAUAAACGAGUUGGCCAAGCUGACCAAGCUGAACGGUGGAGUUUUAGCCCGUUUUCUUCGGAACUUGUGCAAUUCACAUAUCUUUCGGGAGAUUGAAGCAAACAAAUUCGCGAACAACAGUCUUUCAGUCAGAUACAAGUCUGAAACAUGGAAAGCUAUUGUGGGACACUGUGUCGAUGGCUGCCGUCCAGCCUCGUGUAAGGUCUGGGAUGCUAUGACUAAUCCGGAGUACAAAUAUUCUACGGAAACAACCAAGUCGCCGUUUAAUAUUGCCUACGAUACAUCGCUUGGCUAUUUUGAGUACACGAAAGCUGUGCGGCCUGAUAUGGCCGACAGGACUCAAAGGGCCAUGGGGGGCAAGGCCUUCAAUAUUGAAGAAUACCUAAUCUAUCCGUGGUCCCAGCAUAAGAACGCACAUAUCGUGGAUGUUGGUGGCGCCAUCGGAGCGGCCACUCUACCCAUCCUGCGGGCAUUUCCAAGUCUAAGUUUGACCGUACAGGACCAACCUGCAUCUAAGCCGCUUUUUGAAAAGUAUCUCACGGGAAACUUUUCGGAUGUGGUUGAUGUAUCAAACGCACGCUUUGUCUCUCUGGACUUCUUCAAAGAGUCUCCAGUCGAAGGAGCCGAGAUUUACUUCUUGAGGCAUGUCAUCCACGACUGGCCUGAUGAUGAAGCAAUUCGAAUUCUGAAGGGUUGUGCUUCUGCUAUGAUGAAAGGAAGUAAGUUACUGAUCUGCGAGCACAUGGUAUGUCCCACGUACCACACGGCUGCGGGCACAGAGUCGGGAAAAAUCAGUCAAGUGGCCCCUGAUCCACUUCUACCGAAUUGGGGCGAUGCACCUACUAGCCGUCUAGAUUUGCAAGUUUACACGUUCCUCAAUGCCAAACAGCGUACCCGUGUUGAGUACGAGCUUCUCGCGGAACAGGCGGGGCUGGAGCUUGUACAAGUGUGGCGCAAUCUCGGCGACCUCUCGAUCGUUGAGUGUCAAUUGCGGAGAGAAUAG